This is a messenger RNA of Theobroma umbraticum, 1155 nucleotides long. RefSeq names its product putative mannitol dehydrogenase. NCBI's taxonomy places the organism in Eukaryota, Viridiplantae, Streptophyta, Magnoliopsida, Malvales, Malvaceae. The record is from RefSeq and is a predicted model, not a curated record. Gene Ontology annotation, molecular function: zinc ion binding; oxidoreductase activity, acting on the CH-OH group of donors, NAD or NADP as acceptor.
UGCACUAAUUCCUGUUCAGUCAUUUGUCGUUCCUACGUAAAGGGGAAGCUACGACAACUCAUUAUGCUGAAAAACCCAGAGGAAGAGCACCCCAAGAAGGCAUUUGGGUGGGCAGCUAGAGUUCAAUCUGAGGUUCUAUCCCCCUUCAAAUUCUCCAGAAGGGCAACAGGAGAGAAGGAUGUGGCUGUGAAAGUGCUCUACUGUGGGAUAUGCCACUCAGAUGUACAUAUGAUCAAUAACGAUUGGGGACUCUCCUACUAUCCUCUUGUGCCAGGUCAUGAGAUUGUCGGUGAAGUAAAUGAAGUGGGAAGCAAAGUAGAAAAGUUCAGAGUUGGAGACAAAAUUGGGGUGGGUUUCAUAGUGGGAUCAUGUCGCUCCUGCGAGAACUGCGCCAACAAUCUUGAGAACUACUGCCCAAAUUAUAUACUAACCUAUUCAUCGAAGGACUACGAUGGCACUAUAACAUAUGGAGGCUAUUCGGACAUCUUGGUUGUAAACGAGCACUUCGUGGUUCAUAUCCCCGAGAAAUUGCCUCUCGAUGCUGCUGCUCCCCUUCUCUGCGCUGGGAUCACAGUUUAUAGUCCACUGAGAUAUUUCGAACUUGACAAGCCAGGUUUGCAUCUUGGUGUUGUUGGCCUGGGAGGGCUAGGCCAUACGGCUGUGAAAUUUGCCAAGGUUAUGGGGGUCAAGGUGACAGUUAUUAGUACUUCUCCUCACAAAAAGAAGGAAGCUAUGGAAAAUCUCGGAGCUAAUUCAUUUUUGGUUAGCUACGAGCAAGAUCAACUAGAGGCUGCUAUGGGCACAAUGGAUGGUAUCAUUGAUACAGUGUCAGCUCCACACUCUCUGCUGCCAUUGAUUGGUUUGCUAAAGUCUCAUGCUAAACUCAUUCUGGUUGGCCUUCCGGACAAGCCGCUUGAGCUCCCAGUCUUCCCUUUGAUCCUAGGGAGGAAGGCAGUGGCAGCUAGCUGCAUUGAAGGGAUGCAGGAGACUCAGGAGAUGAUCAAUUUUGCAGCCCAACACGAUUUAAAACCAGACAUUGAAGUUAUUCCUGUAGAUUAUGUGAACACUGCCAUGGAACGCCUUGCAAAAGGAGAUGUUAAAUAUCGCUUUGUCAUCGACAUUGAGAACACAUUGAAGGCUACAUCUGAACUUUGA